Molecule: messenger RNA, 3155 nt
Organism: Clunio marinus
Lineage: Eukaryota; Metazoa; Arthropoda; Insecta; Diptera; Chironomidae
Source: the annotation of a GenBank genome assembly
AAAAGUGCACAACUCCUUACAAACCUCACAUGCCCGCGAAUAAUAUUUCAAUUGAUUUACAAUUCAUUUUCUUAUUUGUACAAUAAGUUAGCCAUUUAAAAAACAUUUCUUUUCCGUACAUCGAUUUAUAAGAAAAAGUUAAAUAACGCACUUAUAGCAAAAUGUCGUGGUUGUUUGGUGUGAAAAAACAACCAGUUCCAAAUGAAGGAUUGGGAAAUCCAGAUAAUCAAACUGCUGGACAAGCUUCUGGCGAUGCUCAGCUGACAAAGGCUGAGAAGAAAGCUAUGGAAGCAUAUAGAUUUGAUUCUUCAGCCCUUGAAAGAGCAGCUGAGGCAGCAAAAACAUUAGAAAGAUCAAAAAAUGCCAAGGAAGCACUCGAACUGUCAAAGCUUCAGGAAGUUACCCGGCAACAAGAGUACAUGGUAAAGGUCAAGGAAUAUGAAGCACAUAUUGAAUCAUCAAAAGUUGAUCAAAAAAAAAUUGAUCAUGAAGAGAGACGUAAAACUUUAGCUGAAGAAACGAAACAACAAGCACAGCGUGCCCAGUAUCAAGACCAACUUGCUAGAAAACGUUAUGAAGAUCAAUUAGUUCAACAACAAAGAUCACAAGAUGAAAAUCUUCGUAAACAAGAAGAAUCAGUUCAGAAACAAGAAGCAAUGCGUAGAGCUACAAUAGAACAUGAAAUGGAAUUACGUGAAAAAAACAAAAUGAAAUUGCUCGAAGCAGAACUACGUGCAAAAGCUAAGGUUGAAAGAGAAAAUCGUGAUUUGACUCUCGAACAAAUUCGACUUAAAGCUCAAGAGAACCGAGUAACCGUACUUGAAAGCAUCAAAACGGCCGGAUCUGUUAUUGGUACUGGUGCUGAAGCGUUAUUGACAGAUUGGGGAAAAGUGUUGGCUGCAGCUGGAGGUCUCUCACUUGUAGCGCUUGGUGUCUACACAGCUAAGGGAGCAACAGGAGUUACCGCUAGAUAUAUUGAAGCAAGAAUUGGCAAACCCUCGCUUGUUAAUGAAACUUCAAGAUUCUCAAUUCUCGAAGCAUUUAAACAUCCUAUCAAAACAUUGAAAAGAUUCCAGUCAAAGCCUCUCGAUGCACUUCAAGGUGUUGUUCUUCGACCAAAGCUUGAAGAAAGACUUCGCGACAUUGCAAUUGCUACUAAAAAUACGAAACAAAAUCAAGGUCUUUAUAGAAAUAUUCUUAUGCAUGGAGCUCCAGGAACAGGCAAGACCAUGUUUGUUAAAAAGCUUGCUCAACAUUCCGGAAUGGACUAUGCAAUUAUGACCGGAGGUGAUGUUCUUCCAAUGGGACGUGAUGCUGUUACUGAAAUUCACAAAGUCUUUGAUUGGGCAUCAACUUCAAGACGUGGUCUUUUAUUGUUUAUCGACGAAGCUGAUGCCUUUCUAAGAAAGCGUUCAUCAGAAAGAAUUUCCGAAGAUUUGAGAGCAGCUUUAAAUGCAUUUUUAUAUCGAACUGGAGAACAAAAUCCAAGAUUCAUGUUAGUACUUGCUAGUAAUACGCCCGAGCAAUUUGAUUAUGCUAUUAACGAUCGUUUGGAUGAAAUGGUUGAGUUUACUCUCCCUGGAAUUGAAGAACGUGAACGUCUUGUUAGACUUUAUUUCGAUAAGUUCGUUCUGCAACCAGCUGCAGAAGGUAAAAAACGUUUCAAAGUCGAGCAAUGGGACUAUGGUACAGUGUGUAGUCAAAUGGCACAACUGUGUGAAGGAAUGUCGGGAAGAGAAAUAUCAAAGCUUGGCGUGGCAUGGCAAGCAGCUGUUUAUGCCUCUGAAAACGGAGUUUUGACUGAAAAAAUGGUGCUUGAUCGAUGUGAAUCUGCUGUUUAUCAACACAAACAAAAGAUGGCCUGGUUGUCAGAACAAGAAAAAUUAGAUCACAAAACUAUUACUGCCAGCGGUAAAUAUUAAUACUAAGACUUGCCUCUAACAUGGUAACAUUACAUCCCAACAACAACACAAAAAGUUAUUAUCUACUCGUAAAUGAGAUUGUCCUAAAAGUUUAAUUAAAAACAUGAAAAAGCUGUAAUUAUAUCAAUUUUUUUGUUAACUUUGCUUGCGGGACAAUUCAUCGAAUGAAAUUCCUCAAUGAUGAGAUGAAUUUGUUCUAUCAUUGACUUUCAUUAUGUCUUAUGAUAGAAAUCUCAUCAAUGAUUCAACUGUCACAAGCGUCUUCAUGUAAUAGAAAUUUAUAUUAAAUAUCUAGAAGAGCUCUGAUGGUCUAGACGAGACUUUUUUGUAUUUAACAACAAGAAAACUCUAAAAAGAUGUCUGAAAUUUAUUUUCCGACAUUAAAUUCAAAUAAAAGUAAAAUAUCUAAAAAAAAGUCUUUUUUGGUAUAAAAUUUUGUUAAAUUCUAAAACUGUUCAUUUUUACCAUACUUUGCACUUGUUUUGAGGAUUCAUUGGGGAAUUUGUGGGACAUUGAAAAUCUUUAGCAAAUUCUAUUGAAUUGCUGAUUGUACCAAGUACUCGAAAUCUUCCGAGAGCGUGAUUAUCAUUGAGAAUCAUCAUUUUCUUAAUUUCUGGUCGUUCAAUCGAACACCAGGUUUGAGCUGCUGAUAUCCAGAAAAGUUGUUCUGCUGUGAAAGGUAAUCCUGGAAGUGUUGGAUCUUUCUUGUUAAACUUUUUCUUUGAUGCCAUGUAAGCUCGAUAUGCCAACUUAAGACCGCCAUUGUCAGCGAUGUUUUCACCUUGCGUAUUCACUCCAUUGAGAUUCAUGUUAAUUGUUUUGUCGGUAUAAUUGCCAUACUGUUCUAUGAUACAUUUCUUCUUAUCUACGAAAGCUUUUUUAGUUUCUGGCUGCCACCAAUCGACAAGAUUCCCAUUAGCAUCAUAUAAUCUUCCCAAAUCGUCAAACCCAUGUGUCAUUUCAUGUCCAAUAACGUAACCAAUUGAAGCAUAAUUCAUGUAAUCAGGUCGAUCACUCGAAUAGAAAUGACCUUGCAACAUAGCUGCGAUUAUUUGAAUGCUGUUUGUUUUCCCAUUAUAGUUCGCAUUAACAUAAAUAGAUGACGAUUGAUCAAUCCAAUCUGUCUUGUUAACAAGUUUAUGGUAGCGAGAACAGACAAAAGCUUUACUAUGACGAUCUAAAUUAAUUGCUGAUUGAAGAUAAUCAGUGUGAUGAAUCGACAAAUCUUUAUAA